AUGGUCACCUUCACCCCACCUCCUUCCCAAUCACAUAAAUCUGCUGCUUCCUCUCAGCCUAAGGAGACAGUCUCCGUCAUCGGUAUACCCUCCGUCUCUAUACAGAACGGAAAACUACAAGUCGGAGACUCACGUUCCAGUUCACAUCGCUCAUAUACGCCCAUCAAGACCCUGGGUGACGGUUCUUUUGGAACAGUCUUAUUGUGUGAUUGGCAUGGGACGCUACCGCCCAAUACACCACUCUCUCCUAUGCAAUGCGGUGGCGGCGCUAGACCAGAGUGGGCUGGGAAGCGUCUCGUCGCCGUUAAGAGGAUGAAAAAGAAGUGGGAAGGUGGUUGGGACGAAUGCAAAAGGCUGAAGGAGCUCGAAUCAUUACGCGCAAUACCAUUUCACCCUUGCAUAAUUCCACUCUAUGAUUUUUUUCUCCUUCCCGAUUCCAAGGAGCUCUAUUUCGUCUUCGAGUCCAUGGAAGGGAAUUUAUAUCAUCUGAUAAAGGCGCGAAAAGGCCGUACUCUUGCUGGCGGCCUCGUUGCUUCUAUUUUUCGCCAGAUCGUUUCGGGUUUACACCAUAUUCAUUCUUCGGGUUAUUUCCAUCGCGAUAUGAAGCCCGAGAAUGUUCUCGUUACGACAACGGGUCUCUUCGAAUAUCGUUCACUAUCUCCGGUAGCUCUCCCCAAUCCUCCUACGGAGAAGGAUGUCGUUGCGAUCAUUAAGCUAGCCGAUUUUGGGCUUGCAAGGGAAACACUCAGUCCACCACCAUACACGGAAUACGUCUCCACCCGUUGGUACCGAGCCCCAGAGGUGUUGCUACUCAGUCGAGAUUACUCGAAUCCAGUGGAUAUGUGGGCUCUUGGUACGAUCAUGGCUGAGCUAGUCAACCUUCGACCGUUAUUUCCGGGAUCCGGUCAAAUAGACCAAAUACAUCGCAUAUGCGAGGUUCUCGGGGAUCCUGCAGACCAUGGAACGGAUGUCCGCGGUAGAUCGAUGGGUGGUGGCAAAUGGAGCAGAGGUCUCAAGAUGGCGAAACAAUUUAAUUUCGCUUUUCCAAAGAACUCUCCUCGGGAAUUUUCUUCAUAUUUUGACCGCAGUGUCCCUCGCAAACUCAUUGAUUGUAUAUCGGACUUACUCAAGUAUGAUCCUGAUAAUCGUCUCACGAGUCGACAGUGCCUCGAACAUCCAUACCUUAUUGAGGCUCUACCAGGGAAUGUUCCCCCGAUGCCUCCAGCUCUUCACACACAAACUCUGCCACCUACGCCAUCGAAAUCAGUUUCAAACGGCAUAUAUCACAUCACUCCAUCCGCUUCACCACGCAGCAUCCCUCCAUCACAUUCGCAUAACUCCGUCCCGAAAUCACCCUACCAUCAACCCCCGAGCCUGCACCCGUCUCACAUACCCGAUGCUUCCUCCUCCCAUCGCUCCGCAUUUGUCCCCUCCUUCGUUACGUCGACUAUUCACACACCUACCUCACACAAAACGCCAGAAUAUGUCGUUGAUCCACGCAUACAUUCACAUUCACAUUACUCUUCAGACACCCGUCCCCGCGUCGAGCCAGACCAUCCCAUGCCUGCCCACGAUGCCGCCCAAUCGCCGAGCAUUAAACUCAGCAGCAAGCUACACUUCAGCCUUGGCAAGAAACCUUCUAAAUGGGGUCUUUCUAUGUUUGGGCAUGGAGAGAAAGUCCAUCAGCAGUCGCUGCCUCCCGUCGACGAAGUACCGGGUGCGUGUUCCAAUUCAACGCCGUCGCUCAAGCGCACGCAAUCCACGAGCUCGGAUAGUCCGUCAUUGGCAGAGUUGCAACCUAUUAACGGCUCUUCUCGUAAAAAUGCCAAAGCUAUCAAGAAGGAGGCCGAGCGACAAUUACGCGAAGCGGAAAAGCAGCGCCGCGCAAUGGCAGAACGGACACAGAGGGAGCAGGCUCGUGCGGUCAUGCAGAAGCGCAGCCAGAUGUAUAUGCAAACUACUUCGCGGAACGAGUUGGAGUGGAUGUGGCAAACUCAUGCCAGUUUGCUAAAUUCCAAUCAGCGAGGGACGCCCUACGACGAGCUGGAGAAGAGUAAAGUAUCUGCUUCUGGUCCCAUUCGACAGAAGGAGACCCAAGGAAGUGCGAAGGUGUCAUCACCGACGUUGAAUGCUGCUUCAGGUCGAUAUAUCAACCCUAUUGACGGCACGCUAGCUCCCACCGACCGAUGGGGGUUACGGGAUGAGCGCUUGUCGAAAGUACGACGCAGAGACUAUGAUGAUGAUCACUCCAUCUCUUCCUCGGAUGUUCACAGCAUAAGCCGAAUGUCUGCCAUCUCGUUCGCUACAGUCGAUAGCGACCCUGGCCCGUCUCGGACGCGAAGACCAACGCUGUACGGGAUCAACCGAAUGACGUCCGCUUCCUCACUACGCACGGGUACGACAUCCUUUGAUGAUUUCCCCACUUCCGCUCGGUCAUCAAAUUCCAUCUCUCUGGAUCACCAAUUCAAUGACUUCUGUAUACGUGCCUCUAUUGAUACCACAUCUUCUGCCGCGUCGGGAGCUUCCUCUCCUCCGCCUCUGAAUCUCCUUUCCCUAUCACCAUCACCACGGCCAUGGAUUCGCACCGAUUCUACCAGUCCACAACACUCGUCAUAUAUGGUUCCUCCGAUGAUACGAUAUCCUUCGUCUUCUCACAAGUCAUAUGAAUGCAACGGGCAGUUGUAUGGUCACCCUCCAAGUCCAGGGAUAGAUCCGCAAUCUGUCAUAAAUCCGAUAUUCAAAGUGACUCCAUUACCAACAUCGCCUAGUGAUCAUUUAUCAUCACCACAUUCUCUCCCCCCGUUCUCUCAACUGGAGGCAGUUGCAGAAGGGGAAUACCCUCCAUUGUCACCCAUGUCCUUUCAUUCGCCGGAAGACGACUGA
This is a messenger RNA of Suillus clintonianus, 2883 nucleotides long. RefSeq names its product Pkinase-domain-containing protein. NCBI's taxonomy places the organism in Eukaryota, Fungi, Basidiomycota, Agaricomycetes, Boletales, Suillaceae. The coding region runs from base 1 to 2883 and encodes 960 amino acids. The record is from RefSeq and is a predicted model, not a curated record. Gene Ontology annotation, cellular component: cytoplasm; nucleus. Gene Ontology annotation, molecular function: protein serine/threonine kinase activity; ATP binding. The transcript has 6 exons. Gene Ontology annotation, biological process: protein phosphorylation; intracellular signal transduction.